UGGGUCCGAAGAACAAUUCCAUACCCAAUCUCUUUAGGUCUUAGAACAAUUAGAGAUAUUUUAGAUGAAAAAAUACCCAUGGAUCCUAAUUGUUUUAACAUGGCUGUUCGGACGGUUGCAUGUGAUGAUGCCUAGUUCUUGAUAGAUGAUAUAAAAUACCGCUUCAUGGACCUUAAGUUUUGUGACAUAUCGCAGAUUGGACGAGAUCAAAGAUGUCGUGACAAGAUAAACUACGAAGAACUAUCAAAAUUGCUUGGACCGUGGCCUGACAUGUGCCACGAUAUUAAAGAAUGCAGCACUGUUCUAUUGCCAUAUCAUCACGAUAGACUCUACAUUUUAUUCAUAAUAGACAUGACAAAGAAAUUAGUCUACAUUAUGGAUCCCCUUAGCCCUAAUCUAAAAGAGAAGAUGAUAGGUGAUGAUCGAUGCAGUCCAUAUCGUGAUAUAUUAUCUGAUGUUGCGAAUCACUUCAACCUCGCCAUGAAAUUGGCGAAUCCUGCAUGGAAGGAUAAUAUUUUUGACUGGCAUCGUGAAUUCCCUACAUGGGUUCCAAGAACACACAACUGGAAAAAAUCAGGCUUUCUUGCGUAUAAUUACCUAAAGAAGUGGAACGGGGGGAGAUUGAUGUUCAACACUGUAGAAGAUACACUAAGGAUGGAAUUUUUAGUGGAUAUUUUGAGGAGUCGUGAAAAUGAAUGCGACAACUUCCCUGGAGAACUCAAGGGUCUACUGAAGCAAUUCAGAGCUUAUCUCUACUACUAA
Molecule: messenger RNA, 762 nt
Organism: Sorghum bicolor (sorghum)
Lineage: Eukaryota; Viridiplantae; Streptophyta; Magnoliopsida; Poales; Poaceae
Exons: 5
Coding region: 166-762 (198 amino acids)
Source: RefSeq, a predicted model, not a curated record